GUCAAGCGCUAUUGCUGACUGUCAUUCCGCAAGCUUCGAUUGUUUGCUUCACUGUUUUUCUAAUAUUUAUUUUGGACUCUUGACUGCAUUUGUUGUCCCGCGUUUUGUUUAAUAAUUUCCGUGGUAUGAAAGUUAUGAUUUUCCUGAAAUAGUAUCUUUGUGUUAUUGCAGUUCUAUUCAUUUAUUAAAAUAAUAAAAAAAAAUCAGUUCGCAAAUAGUGUAAAUACCUUCAUGUUACUAAAUAUUUUUUUAAGAACAGCUGUGCUUAAUUGAGCUAAAAAAAUAGCGCGCCAAUGCCAAACGUCGCCGGGAAAACGUCGAUGCUUAAAGUGGAUCGGAAGAGUUUUAUUUGGUGGGACUAUGUUGUUUCUCAGUGCCUUAGCCAUCGGAAUGAUUACUGGCUUGCAAAAUGUCACCACGGAGGUGGCGACAGCGGAAAGUGACGUAGGGACGACGGCGGUAACGGACGGCAUGGGGUUGCUAGAGACGACGAAAUCGUCAGCCGGGAACGACUUCGUAAACGUGACGAUCCAAGAGCGUACAUCGAUGUGGGACUUAUAUCUUAACCACUGCCCCAAGUGGCGUCCGAUAAAUCAUAUAUUUUUUCAAGCAGCCAAUGUGUUCUUCCUGUUAUCCUUCCUGGCCCCACAUACACCCACCGGGCUGAUCUGGCUGAGAGUGGCUCUGGUACUUGGCUGUGCCUUUUCAGGCCUCUGGGCUUGGAGUAUUGAGUGCUACCUAGAUGCUGUGGUGUGGAACAGUGCAUUUAUAAUUAUUAACUUUGUGUACUUUGCUGUGCAAUUUUAUUUGAUGAGGCCGAUUAAAUUUCAUAAGGAUAUUGAAGAGGUGUACAUAGCAUUGUUUAAACCACUGCGGGUGUCCAGACGUCAGUUCAGGCGCGUCUUGAUGUGUAUGCGCAACGUGAGGCAUCUGAAGUGCCACGAGCUGUACGCGCACGAGAAGGUCACGAAGGUGGACAGCCUAUCUUUAGUGCUGUCUGGAAAGCUUGUAGUGUCGCAGAAUCAGCGCGCUCUUCACAUUGUCUUUCCUCACCACUUUCUGGACUCGCCGGAGUGGUUCGGUGUCUCAACGGAUGAGUACUUCCAGGUAUCAAUAAUGGCAAUGGAAGAAUCACGAGUCCUAGUGUGGCAUCGCGACAAACUCAAGCUUUCUAUCAUGUCAGACGCCUUCCUGCAGGCGGUCUUCGAUCACAUACUCGGUCGAGACGUCGUUCAUAAACUGAUGCAGGUGAGCGAAACAAUGUCAGUGAGCAAUGGUCACCUUCCGAACAGUUAUGAGGAGGGGGAGGACAAGCCAAUGCUCGUGGUGAAGAAGGCUGGUGAUGGUCCUGGGAUCACUGCACUGUUGAAUCGACAGUUGCAAGCCACAGAUCCAAACGCUUGGCGUCUCGGGAGAAUCGACGAAACUGACCACGAGACGCCCGUUUGAGGGCAAGCAUUGCAUCUAGCGGUGCGUCCGAGAAAACGCGACCGCUAGUGCAUUCUAUGCCAUUACAAGGACCUGUGGUCCAAUCGAACUGAUGCUUCGAGAAUGUUGCCAUAUGUGGAAGAUGAAUGACGUGCGAACAUGAACUGUGUCAUACGAUUAAGAAGAUCGUAAGGUUCAAAAUGUCUGUUUUUUUCGAAGGGCUUAAGGGUGUCCAUUGAAAAAAUUAAGCUGGGCAACCUGCUAGAAUAUUUAUCACAAUAACUAACCAGUGGUAAAAUUUAUUGCAAUAUUAAGUUUGUCGCUUAAAACGCGGGGACUAUUUUAAGCGGCAGAUUAAAAUAAAAUCUUAAAAUAAACUAAGGAUAGGAUAAAACUAAACAUUAAAUUUCCUAGUUAUCUUUUAUAAUGGACACUCAUAUUUUGAUCGAAAAAAGCAUGACUUUGUCUUACGUGUUUUAAUUUUUCACGAAAAUCGACUAUUUUGCUAAGAAAGUACUGUAAACUGACAACUGACAUUUUAACAGGCAAUAAUGACGAAAGCUCUAAAUUUACUGAAAUUAAAAAAUAAAAUUUUAAAAUAUUUUGCGCCAAAAAUACCGUCAGGCUGCUGUCGAUAAAGUGCAGAACCAAAUAAAAAAUAAUUAUUAAAAAUAUAUUGAGAAUAUUUACUAGACCCGUUAGUGUUACAGUGAACGUAUAUUAUAAAGAUAUUUUUUGCGAUAUUAGUAUAGUAGCAAUACGGACGGUCACAAAUAAACCAGAAUUAUUUUGUGUAUAAUAUUUAUGUAGAUAGAAACUAACUAAUCGAUGAUGAGAGUUUCUUCAGUUGCGUUUUAUAAGUGCAGUCUCUGUAUCCGUCUUUCAAAACUUAAAAACUUCAUAUAUUAGACCUCAUUUCUCGAAUCUCUUUACUAUAGAUAUUUUUUUUAACAGUAGCUUAAGGAAUGAAAUGUUGGUAUUAGUGUCUGCACUUAUAAAAACAAAUAUCAUUAAAGAACUUAAUCGCAGUGUGUCUUGUUAUGUGCUUAUAAAUGGUGUAUCUGAAUUACUGUAAAUAAAAGUAAAUUGAAACUAUGUGUACAAAGUAAAUCGACUCUAGCUUAAAUUGUAAGGAAUUUAAGCCAAUUAAUAAAAAACCUGUAUUUAUCAAAAUUGCCAGUCUAAAAAAAUAGAAGUAAACUAAUAACCAUGAAUAAAAUAAUUUCCAUUUGAACGCACAAAAAGAGAAUUGCUGAUUUACACAUGAUCACGAUAUGCAUAUGAUUAUGAAAACAAAACUAAAAUAUCAUAUAUAGUAAGAUACUUAAAAUUCCUAAAUUAGGAUAGUAAUAUUUGUACAGAAUAGAUUCAAGAAAAUGCAAAUGAAUACGAUU
Messenger RNA from Vanessa tameamea, 2822 nucleotides. It is a transcript of the gene bves, whose product is annotated as blood vessel epicardial substance. The transcript has 6 exons. Gene Ontology annotation, cellular component: sarcolemma. Bases 361 to 1449 code for a protein of 362 amino acids. Gene Ontology annotation, biological process: heart development; regulation of membrane potential; skeletal muscle tissue development. Lineage: Eukaryota; Metazoa; Arthropoda; Insecta; Lepidoptera; Nymphalidae. The record is from RefSeq and is a predicted model, not a curated record. Gene Ontology annotation, molecular function: cAMP binding.